AUGGAAGAUUUUAAUAAGCCUAAAGAGUACGAUCCAGAGCUGGCGAAAUAUAAUUUUAUCCAAUGAGACUGAAAAGCUGAAUUUGGGUUUGAAGAAGACGACGGGCUGCCUGAAGAUUCCACACAAGAAGAGGCAACUGUUCCAUUGAAAUCUUAUAGUGACCUCCAAGAUAAGUAUUCAGCAUUAAAAACUGAAUUUGAAGAAUACAAAUCACAGCAAGAAAGCAACCGCCAAGUGGAAACCUCAGUGCUAAAUCUCAUGAAAAAAACAUUAGAAAACACCAGAAUUCAGCUAGAAUCAUUACAAAAGCAGCAACGACAUAACAUUCAGCAAUUAAUCCACUAUAAAGAAGCUGCAGAGUCAUAUUAUACUUUUUAAGAAAAAAUAAGCUAUUUUUUCUUAUAAUUAUUGCAUUUUUUAUAUAUAAAAAUAAUUAGUAAAACUUAGCAUUCUUUUUAAAUGAAAAUACUCUCAUUUGUAUUUAAUAGAUACAGCCACUUGUAAGGCCGUAUCCUAUUUUAUAUAAAAGUUAGAAUGACGUCUAACCAGUAGAUUUUCUAUUUAUUUUUAAAAAAAUAUAUCAUAUGUCAGGAAUUAUUCCAAAAGAUUUUGUAUUUGUUGACAUUGACGCCGAAAUCAUGCGAGUUGCAGAGCUAGACAUCGAAGGAAUUAAGCUCGAUUACACCAGAAGACUCCAAGAUAUCGAAAUUAAAAACGGGAAAGAAACAAAAGAAUAUCAAAAGAAACUGAAAGAUUUAAUUAAUCUAGUCAGAGAAGAAAAAGAAAAAACAAAAAAAGCGAUGGAAGCUGCAAAAAAAGCAAUCGAAUACGCCAAAAAUAUGAAACCUUCACAGGGUGGAUCAUCAAAAGAAGCAGAAUUAACCAUGAAGCUAAAAGAGCUGCUAAAAAGGUAUAAACAGCUUCAGCUCGAAAACCGACAAAUUUUAUCGAGAAGUUCCUAUAUCCCGCCUGCAAAUUUUCCCUCAAUUUUGCCUAUAAUUUCCGAUUUAAAAUCCAAAUUCGGCGACCUUAAAGAUUUCAUCAUUUCAAUCACCAAAAAAAUGCCUGUUCUGCUUGUAAAACUCGCCAAAGAUGAAGCCAAAAGCAUAAAUUCUUUAAAAAACAAAAAUUACGAUUCUUUAUUACAAGACUACCAUCACAUUUUGAAAGAAAGAAAAUACUUAUUUAACCUUGUACAGGAGCUUAAAGGUAAUAUCCGAGUUUUCUGCAGAGUCCGCCCAUUGCACCCUGACGAGCCUUCUAGUUUAAAUUUUAACGAGCCUGACACAAUUACAGUAUCAAACCCUUUAUUAGGACUUGUAAGGACCUGGGAGUUCGAAAAAGUGUUUACUCCCGAUAAAACCCAAGAAGACGUUUUCAAUGAGCUCAGCUAUAUGGUUACUUCUUUUUUAGAUGGCUAUAAUGUAUGUAUGUUUACAUAUGGACAAACUGGGUCUGGGAAGACUUAUACCAUGGAAGGGCCUGAUGAGAACCCUGGGAUCAUUUACAGGGCAGCUUCUUAUGUGUUUCAGCAGGUAAAUUCUAGGGCUUCGUCUUGAAGCACUGAGCUUUCUAUAUCGUUGAUGGAAGUUUAUAAUGAAACUAUUAGGGAUUUAUUAAAUGAAGGGCAGGCCAAGCUGAAAGUCAAACAAGACAAUAAUCAAAGAAACCAUGUCCCUGGACUUACAAUAGUGCCAGUCAGGUCUAUAGAUGAAGUUAUUGGGUAUAUGAAAUAUGGGCUUUCUGUAAGAGCUACUGGGACCACAAAUAUGAAUAAACAUUCGUCAAGAUCCCAUUUAAUUAUGACUUUAUACCAAAAAGCAGUUAAUUCAAAAGGGUUUAGUUUUUUUAUAUAAAAAUUAUUAUUAAUAUUUUUUUAUAAAAAAUAAAAAAAUUAAUUCAAAAAUAAACACAGAAAUUUAUAGCAAAAUUCACCUAAUUGACUUAGCUGGCUCUGAAAGACUAAAUAAAUCAGGAAGUGAAGGCGAGCGGCAAAAAGAAGCCCAACACAUAAACUUAUCAUUAUUUGCACUUGGAGAUGUAAUUUCUGCAAGGUCGCAAAAACUAGCUCAUGUCCCAUUUAGGAACUCUAUUCUUACACACUUAUUGCAAGAUUCCUUAUCUGGAGAUUCCAAGACUCUUAUGAUUUUACAGAUAAGUCCUGAGAUGAGACAUGUGGAGGAGACUGUUUGUAGCCUUAAUUUUGGAGCUAAGGCGAGAGCUACUCAAAUAGGAGUUGCACAAAAAAAUCAAGUAAAAAAUAACAGUUAA
Messenger RNA from Blepharisma stoltei, 2271 nucleotides. The record is from the annotation of a GenBank genome assembly. NCBI's taxonomy places the organism in Eukaryota, Ciliophora, Heterotrichea, Heterotrichida, Blepharismidae.